Molecule: messenger RNA, 2569 nt
Organism: Fomitiporia mediterranea MF3/22
Lineage: Eukaryota; Fungi; Basidiomycota; Agaricomycetes; Hymenochaetales; Hymenochaetaceae
Exons: 11
Coding region: 85-2118 (677 amino acids)
Biological process (GO): transmembrane transport; metal ion transport
Cellular component (GO): membrane
Molecular function (GO): magnesium ion binding; cobalt ion binding; cobalt ion transmembrane transporter activity
Source: RefSeq, a predicted model, not a curated record
GCUCUUUCACUACAUACUCCCUUCCUCACUCUUUUGAUUCGAUUCGAUUUUUGAUUUUUGCGUGUUGGAGAGAACGAGACUACGAUGGUUCGCGAGAACAGCUUCAGCGACUCGGAUGGUCGUUCACUUACACCGGACCUUUCGGAAGAGGAGGAUAAUGGCUUUGUUGCGCCUUCGUCGCCUACUGCAGAGCACACAACCAAUCCCUCCGCCAAUAACAAUAACAAUGGUUCUCGGACCCGAGUAGACACCUUCCCUUCGACGAACGUCCAACCCACAACGUCAGGCAUCGCUUCAGACCCUGGGCCGGCGAUAACGAAAAGCGGUCUCCCACCUUCUACCUCGCCAAGCGUGCUCUUCAAAGAACCAGAAAGCAUAAACUACGAUGCUCGAUCAAAACUUACGCACUCUUCGUCUGCACCUCCCGGACCAAUUCGAAGCAACACCACAACAAGCAAACCCGCACGCGACUGGACACCCGCAGACCGGUUCCGCGCAGCCGUACAAAAAGUCAUCCGUAUGCAUCGCGGAUCCACCGCUUUGUCCUUAGGCGGGGCAGGUGCCGAACCAGGUAUCGACCCGCGUCGUGCAUCCGCAUAUCUCAACUACGGUCACAUUCGCCAGAAAUGUACGAUCGAGCUUGUUGAUUACAGUUCCGUGAGAGCGAGUUUUGGGAAGAUGGAGAAUAGAGGGUUUACAGAGUUUUUGAUGGAUCCGAGGGCGAGUGCGAGGGAGUCGUGGGUUAAGGUACGGUGGAUUAAUGUUGGAGGUGUGAGUUGGGAUGUUAUUAGUUCGCUGGCGAUUAAGUAUGAUAUCCAUCCCCUUGCGCUCGAAGACGUAUUACACAUGCGCGGCACUCAAGCACGUUCCAAAGCCGAUUACUACCUAAAACAUCUCUUCAUUCGUAUCCUACGACACACACCCGCUCUCGAUGAUGAAGAAGAUGAUAAGAACGCACGUGAGACGAUUGCACCACCGACUAUUACGCGUUUACCGCGAUCAUCCAGCCCGGACAUGAUGAGUAAACAUGGUGAUAGCUAUGAAAGUGAUAGUGGUGAGUGGAGCGAGGACGUUACGCUUGCCGGGUCGAAGUCCUUGCCGAAACGCGUUGGGUCGAUGAGGAAGGCGCAUGCGGUGGUGGAUAUUGAGCAAGGGAAACAUGAACCUGCGCGGGGACGGACUAUGAGCUCGCUGACACGUCGGAGACGUGUUGCGGAGACUAUGACGAUCGAACAGCUGAAGCGGGGUGAACGCGUCAACGUCGAUGUUAUCCCGUUCUUCAUUUUCUUGUUCCGCGAUGGCACGGUCAUAUCUAUAAACCAGUCACCAGACAUCGACUUCACCGGUCCUAUCACUGCCCGAUUGCGCCAGCGAGACACUGGUUUACGGGCAACUGCCGAUCCGUCACUUUUAGUGCAAAGUUUGCUUGAUCUGGUUGUGGAUCAAGCAUUAGAAGUUGUUGACAAGUAUCAGGACAAGAUCCUUAAACUAGAACAUGACAUCCUUAUCAAGCCGAAAAUGAAGACUGUGCGAUACCUGCAUAUUUUGUCUGGCGACCUAACCCUCCACAAAAGAACCCUCGAACCAAUCAAGACGCUCGUAUACGGUCUACGACGAUACGAUGUCGACAGAUGCGCAGCGCUUAUCAACGCGUCUAACGAGGGCUCCAACGCUGCGACUCCGACGAAGAUCGAGGGUUUCAUGAGUCACAAAUCCAAGAUCUACCUUGCGGACGUGCACGAUCAUAUAGACUAUAUUAUCAAUAGUCUGGAUAUGUUUUCGAGUAUUUCGGAGAAUUUGAUUAAUUAUACGUUUAAUAUGGCUUCGUAUGAGAUGAAUGAGGUCAUGCGUCGACUAACGAUGGCUACGAUCAUUUUCCUCCCAUUGACUCUUCUCACUGGUUACUUCGGAAUGAACUUUGACCCAAUGUGGUCUGUGCAGCAGAACAGUGAUGCUUUAUUCUGGAAGAUCGCUAUCCCGGUAAUGGUCGUUGUCAUCCCUCUAUUCACUUGGCCGGAUAUCCAGAGGAUGAUACAUUUUGUGGAGAAGAGAUGGGCUGCGAGAAACUUUGAGAAGGCUGUGAAACGAAGUACUGUUCAUGCCAAGAAAACGCAGUAGUGGUGGAUUGUGUUAUCGUCGACGUCAUUAUUGAUGUUAUUACACUUUGUUUCAGUGCUUCUAGUGCUCACGUGCACUGGUAUUGGGUUCACGACCCUCUGGCCGGAAGUUUCUCAUGUUAUCAUCAUUGCACUGUUUAUCCCUAGAUAGGUGUUCAUUCAAUAGUUUUUUUCGUCUGGUGCACGUACAGGAUAAACGUACACCCAUUUUCUCCUUUAUUAUAUCUCAUAUCUUGACUUGAAUGCCUUGGUCAGUUGAGUUGACUACAUACACAUCCCCCCCAGACUUAGCACACAUCAGUAUUCUAUUACAUUCGUCUUUCGUAUUUGUUCCUUCGUUACAUACCUUUUGUUUUGUUUGAUCCAUGGAAUUUUCAUGUUUGGGUUUGGUGGGUUAGCCUUAUACCGUCUUCGUCAUUACAGAAUGUCGGAUGUACGUACACAGAUAUCCG